This is a messenger RNA of Athalia rosae (coleseed sawfly), 1204 nucleotides long. RefSeq lists its product as uncharacterized. The record is from RefSeq and is a predicted model, not a curated record. The transcript has 5 exons. NCBI's taxonomy places the organism in Eukaryota, Metazoa, Arthropoda, Insecta, Hymenoptera, Athaliidae. The coding region runs from base 316 to 1068 and encodes 250 amino acids.
CGGACUUCGAAUAGCUAGAACUAAAUGCAGACUUUCGUAGGUUAGAGAUUAUAGCAAUAUAAUGAGGAAAUAAUUCGGAUUUGUGAAAGAUCUUUAUCCACGUUGUUGACGGAUUAUUGUGUUGAAAGUGAGGCAUAACUUUGUAACAAUUUCGUGUAACGUAAUCUAAAUAUCCAAACUACAACUUCUACCACCAAUUUCGCUCCAGUCUUGCUCCAGUAGAAUCAACACGCUUGAUCCGGCAUGAUGAAGCUUUUACACUUGGAUAGUUAAUUUUGAAACCACAUAUGCAGUGGAGUUUUUUACCUGGUCAGCAUGGCUUUUGAACAAUUAGAACGGGCAUUGGACUCACUCUCCAAAUCUGUUUCACAUUUUCACGUUGGAGCAGAUUCAAUUGAUGACUUGAAGCCUUUGGAAGUUCGAAUAUCAGAUUUGAGGAAACUUAUGAAAGUACAAAAAACUCACUGGCAAAUGGUCAAUGCUAAAAUUCACGCAAACUCGGUAACUGAAAAUCCACAAGAAGAUAUUAGUACUACAAUUAGCAAUUCACGUAAAAAAAUAUCGCAUUUACAAACUGAUAGUCAGGCAAUUGGUCUGUGCCUUUACAGCCUUGCUAUCCAUGAUAUGGUAUAUAAAGAGAAACCUAAUCGAAAUUUUAAAGAACAAGUAUUGGGCUACAUGAAGAGGUUGUUUGUAUUAAAUGACUCAUUACUAUCGAUACAUCAAAGAAUGGAGGCCCUGCGGAUAGAAGAAUUGGAUCUAAAAAUAGAAUGCCAAAAAGAGUUAUUCAACUACCGCCAGUUCUUACGGGACCAGGAAAAUCUUCUUGACAGAAACCUACAGGAAACAAACCCUGAAAUUGUAAAAAAUAAAACAAAGUUAUUGCUGAAAUUGAGAAAAAUAAAUGUGAUGAAACGGCUGACCACAGCCAUUUUAUCCACUUCCGGGACACUUGUGAGAGAAAAGCCAUUCUUAUUCAAUAUGAUGAAAAAGCACAGGGAAAUAAUCAAUAUUGAAACAAUUAUUGAAAUGACUCGUGACGCAGCAGCAUUCUCUGAUACAAGAUAACACAAUUUCAUCUGCUCUAAGUAAAUUAGAAAUAUUUUCAAAUUAAUAUAUUUGUACAUUUAUGCUAGACUGAAUUAACAUACAUAUAAGUUAAAGAAUUGUCACAACGAAUAAAACAAUGAACUAACAAUGAUCA